Coccinella septempunctata (seven-spotted ladybird) is the source of this 1291-nucleotide messenger RNA. Its product is annotated as retinol dehydrogenase 13-like. The record is from RefSeq and is a predicted model, not a curated record. The transcript has 5 exons. The coding region runs from base 205 to 1203 and encodes 332 amino acids. Lineage: Eukaryota; Metazoa; Arthropoda; Insecta; Coleoptera; Coccinellidae.
UUAUUUCAGUCCUGGUGUCCUGGGAACUUAAGCAGUUUUAAAUUUUCGAUCAAAAUGAAACGGUAUAGAAUAGUGUGAUUUAUUUUCAACCUACUAAACGAUAGGUUUAUGAAUGAUAUACAGUUUCUUCGAAGUUAUGCUUUCAUUAAUCUGUAUUUGAAAAAUUGUUUUUGACCCGGAGAAAUUCAAAAUAACGAUAAGAGGAUGCAAUUGAUGGGUACUUUCAAAUAUAUUAUCCUGUGGCUUGCUUCUAUUUGGAAAGCGGCUCAUUCUCUUUUCUAUCUGAAAUGGACGAUUAGAAAUUUCACGGAUAACGCAACUGAAUGCCACCAUUGCUUGACAGGAAAAACAGCGAUUGUCACAGGUGGAAACUCAGGAAUCGGCUACGCUACUUCAGUAUUAUUAGCCUCUAGAGGAUGUCGUGUAAUCAUAGCUUGUAGAAGAGAUGCAACACAGCAAAAAGAGGCCAUCAUGAAAUUAACUGGCAACAACCAAAUCACCACAAAACGUUUGGAUUUAUCAAGGCUCGAAUCAGUUCGUCAGUUUGCUCAAGACAUUGCGAAGACUGAGGAGAAAAUAGAUAUUUUGGUCAACAACGCAGGUAUUGGUGCUACUUCUCAAAGAGUCACAGAGGAUGGAUUGAAUACGAUGAUGCAGGUUAACUAUUUUGGGCAUAUACUCCUCACGUAUCUGCUUGUCGACAAGUUGAAAGUUUCAUCCUCCCCAAGAGUCAUAUUCUUGUCGUCGUUGAUGGCGAACGUCCACGACCUGACAGUUGACAAUUUGAACGAAACUAACUUCAAGAUGGACGCCACGAAGACGGCUUCGCAUUAUUCCAAUGCGAAGCUUUGCAGUAUAUUGGCAGCCCAAGAAAUGAGCAAAGAAUUUCAAAACUACGGAAUAAUUGUUAAUUCAGCCGAUCCAGGCAUAGUGAAGACAUCGAUUUUCGAUUCAAGUUAUAGCGUAGAUUUGGAAAAUCAUUGGUCGACUAAGAUAGUCCUCGAGUGUCUUUUGCUAUUGUUCAAGACGGAUGCAUACUUUUCCGCUAAGACAAUUCUACAUCUGGCUGCCAGCAAAGAUCUUGAGGCAGGAUCCCAUUAUUUUCGAUGCAGAGUUUUCGAGACGCCUUCAAUUUUGAAAGAUCGUCGUUUCUGUUCAGAAAUUUGGCAGAAAACGAAACAGUUGUUGCUGAUAGAUUCGUGAAUGUCGUGAAAACUGUAUUAUUUACAUGUAUGUACGUUUAAAUUUCCUCGCCAUAAAAGAUCUGAAGACUAACAGCUACAUACCUAAC